UUAUUUUUGCCCUUUAAUAGAUUAAUAUGUGGGGAUAAUUGAGUAUUGAAAAGUGAAAGUGUAAUGCAGUACAUCAAACCACACAUUUUUGUACCGAGGUUGGCCAAUGCUUCACAUUUAUUUUACUGAUUAUUCUGACCUCGUUGUUUUUGUAAUAGUUUGAGGUUAUCAGUUAUUCUGAACCGCGUGUAUCCAACAUAAGUUUUAAAUUGAAAUAUAUAUUUAUAUUAGUAUAAAAGCAUCCAUCUCAAGCUUUGUUGGCAUUUAUAAAUCUAAUUCGAAUAGUAGAAGGUUUCAAAGAUAAGGACAUUAAUCACAUCUCAACGAGCAAAGAUGAGCAAAGAGUGUAGUGACAUUUCAAAAACACUGAAUGCAAAUCUUUGGGACUCUGAUCCGGAAUUAUGGGAAAUCAUAAAGAAAGAAAAAAAGAGGCAGCUGAGAGGUUUGGAAAUGAUUGCUUCAGAAAAUUUCACCACUCUACCUGUAUUACAAUGUCUUAGCUCAUGUUUGAGUAACAAAUAUUCGGAAGGAAUGCCUGGUCAAAGGUAUUAUGGAGGUAACCAAUUCAUAGAUCAAAUAGAAUUCCUCGCUCAAAAAAGAUCCUUAGAGGCUUACAAUUUGAAUCCAGAAGAAUGGGGGGUCAAUGUUCAGCCAUAUUCCGGUUCCCCCGCGAAUUUUGCUGUUUAUACAGGGGUUGUGGAACCACACGGCCGUAUAAUGGGUCUCGAUUUACCUGAUGGUGGACAUUUAACUCACGGUUUCUUCACGCAAACUAAAAAAAUAUCAGCAACAUCAAUGUUUUUUGAAUCCAUGCCAUAUAGGGUUAAUCCAGAAACUGGUUUAAUCGAUUAUGAUAAAAUUCUGGAGACUGCAAAGUUAUUCAGGCCUAAAUUAAUAAUUGCCGGUGUAACUUGUUAUUCCAGAGCACUAGAUUACAAAAGAUUCCGUCAAAUUUGUGACGAAGUAGGAGCUUAUUUAAUGGCUGAUAUGGCACACAUUUCAGGAUUAGUGGCGGCAGGUGUGACACCAAGUCCUUUCGAAUAUAGUGAUAUUGUAACUACUACAACACACAAGAGUUUAAGAGGACCAAGAGCCGGUAUUAUAUUUUUCAGAAAAGGUGUGAGGUCUGUGAAUGGCAAAGGUGAAAAAAUUCUAUAUGACCUUGAAAGUAGGAUCAACCAAGCAGUUUUUCCUGGAUUACAAGGUGGUCCUCACGAAAAUGCCAUUGCUGCAAUUGCAACAGCAAUGAAACAAACGAAAUCCCCUGAUUUUGUAACAUAUGCAAAACAAAUUGUUGCCAACGCGAAAAGAUUGUGUGAUGGUCUUCAGUCAAAAGGCUACAAAAUUGUGACAGGCGGAACCGAAGUGCACAUGUUGCUUAUGGAUCUUCGGCCUAAAGGUAUAUCAGGUGCUAAAGCGGAAUAUAUUUUAGAAGAAGUGUCCAUCGCAUGUAACAAAAACACUGUUCCUGGAGAUAAAAGUGCGUUGAAUCCAUCGGGGUUGCGAAUAGGAACUCCUGCAUUAACAACCCGCGGUUUCAAAGAAGAAAACAUCGAUGACGUAGUGAACUUCAUAGACUGUGCCUUACAAUUAGGAAUAGAAAUAGCAAAGACCUCUGGACCAAAGCUUGUGGACUUCAAAAAGGCAGUUCAUGAACACUUUUCAUCAGAAGUUACAGCCCUUCGAAAUGAAGUUGAGAAGUAUAGCGAGCAAUUUCCUCUUCCUGGAUAUCCAGAAUAUUAGAUCAUACCACUACUAUUUAAUUUUUCAUUUUGUAUUGUUAUUAAACAUAAUUUUUUUAAAUGAAAAAGUUCUGCAUGGAAGAAUUGAACUGACUGAAUAUCUGGCACCAAAAUAUUUUUUUAAGAUAAAAACGAGUUUUUUGAAGCGCAAAAUUGUUGAGGAUAAAUUUAUAUUGUGAUAAGUAAUGUUGAAGAUAUUUCGGUUAUUUUAUUUGAUAUAACAUUCAAUUUCGAAUUUUUUAUCAGACUUAUUCUGGAAAGUAUAGUUUAGAAAGAAAUGGGUGCCUAAUGUUCAUGAUCGAAACAUUAAAUGUACUAAUAAGGCUUUUAUGUUAUCACACUUUUUUAAAUAAAAGGUAGUUUUAUUGCCAAUUGGAUAAGUC
Messenger RNA from Leptinotarsa decemlineata (Colorado potato beetle), 2125 nucleotides. It is a transcript of the gene Shmt, whose product is annotated as Serine hydroxymethyl transferase. Gene Ontology annotation, biological process: tetrahydrofolate interconversion. Lineage: Eukaryota; Metazoa; Arthropoda; Insecta; Coleoptera; Chrysomelidae. Gene Ontology annotation, cellular component: mitochondrion; nucleus; cytoplasm. The record is from RefSeq and is a predicted model, not a curated record. Gene Ontology annotation, molecular function: pyridoxal phosphate binding; glycine hydroxymethyltransferase activity.